Messenger RNA from Centropristis striata (black sea bass), 1784 nucleotides. RefSeq names its product voltage-gated purine nucleotide uniporter SLC17A9-like. The record is from RefSeq and is a predicted model, not a curated record. The transcript is spliced from 13 exons. Bases 1 to 1371 code for a protein of 456 amino acids. Gene Ontology annotation, molecular function: transmembrane transporter activity. Gene Ontology annotation, cellular component: membrane. Lineage: Eukaryota; Metazoa; Chordata; Actinopteri; Perciformes; Serranidae. Gene Ontology annotation, biological process: transmembrane transport.
AUGGCUGACGAGCACACAUCAGAAGACGGCAGGACUGACUCCAAUGGUCCUUUACUGGAUCAUAAGGUUUACACAGCCAAUGAAGCCACAGAAGAGAAGCCAGAGGGCCAAAACCUGUGGCCCAGGCCGCUGGCUAAAAAAUGGAUCCUGAUGCUGUUUAUAGGCAGCUGCCUCCUCUACUCCGCCAGGAUGGCCAUGCCGAUCUGUGCAGUGUCAAUGGCAGCCUCUUUUCACUGGAGUAAGAUCGACUCUGGACUGGUUCUGGGUGGAUUCUUCUGGGGUUAUUGUUUAACACAGAUCCUGGGAGGACAUGUCAGUGACAAGGUGGGAGGAGAGCGUGUCCUGUUUGUCUCUUCAGUCUCGUGGGCUGUGGUCACAGCUGCUACGCCUCUACUGGCCCACCUCAGCUCUCGCACUAUCGCUCUCAUGACUAUGGCCAGAUUCCUCAUGGGAGUACUGCAGGGUGUUUUUUUUCCGUCUUUGGCCAGCCUUUGUUCACAGCGUGUAGUGGAAGGAGAGAGAGGGUUUUUAAUGAGCACCAUGAACAGUGGCACCCAUCUUGGAACUUUGAUAGCAGGUGGGAUGGGGUCUAUGAUUCUGGACCGGUACGGCUGGGAAAGCAUGUUCUACAGUAUUGGUUUCCUGUGCGGACUUUGGGCGCUCAUUGUUUGGCUGUAUUUAUUAAAAGGUUCAGAUGUUUCCCGCAAACAGAUGGAAAGAAUUGACCCACAAUGGUCAUCAGCACGCUGGCUUUAUCUUUUUAAGGAGCCACCGAUCUGGGCCAUGGUGGUGGCUCACAUGUGCUUGGGCAGUACUUUUUACACUUUACUAUCAUGGUUGCCAACAUAUUUCAAAGAAUCCUUCCCACACGCCACGGGAUGGGUGUACAAUACAGUUCCAUGGCUUGUUGCAAUUCCAUCAGCACUUGGUGGAGGAUAUAUCUCAGAUUUUCUCAUCAACAAAGGAUAUCAAGUUGUAUAUGUGAGAAAACUAAUGCAGUUUUUUGCCAUGGGCGUCUCGAGUAUGUUUAUUAUGCCUCUGUCUGAAGAGGUCACGUAUCCCUCUGCUGUGAUUUGUGUUUCUGCUGCUAUCGGUCUCUCCACCUUCGCCAGCAGUGGUGUGUCAGUGAAUGUACAAGACCUUACUCCAUCAUGUGCUGGCGCCCUCUAUGGUUUUAUGAAUAUGAUGGGAGCUUUCAUGGGACUGGUGUUGGUCUCCCUGUCAGGUUACCUGAUUGAGGUCACGCUGUCGUGGGCCAAGGUGUUCUCCCUCAUCAUUUUAGUAAAUGUCACAGGCCUCGGGAUUUUCCUCAUCUUUGGAGAUGCUCGUCGCGUCGACCUGAAAGAUUACAGACAGGUUACUGUGAUUUGACCCAGACGUUACUGUUUCAAAUACCAGUCAGUAUCUGAUUUGUGAGACUGGACGUUAUAUUCAUAUGUCUAUCCAUGGUUUAUCACAGUUUGGCAAAAUAAUUUUUUGUCCCUUUUUGGUGGAAUUGGCUGUCAGAAAUAAGCUGUAACAGUACAGUGCAGUGUUUAACAGAAAUAAUUGUUUCAAUAUUACUGAUCAUACAGUAUGUGAAAACAAUCUUGAAGGAAUUUGAAUAUUGUUUUUGUUCUUGUUCUGUUUAUUGUAAGUUAUUCGAGUGCAUUGUACACAUGUUUCUGACUGCAUAAAUAUUGAAUGUAGAAAUGUUGAUUUCAACACAGAAAUGUUUACAUUAUUAACGGCUACAUGCAAAAAUGUCAGCUGCUGGUGUUACAUCUAAAAACAUGCUCAGAGAG